AUGUGGUAUCCCAGUGCCUUCCUGCAGAUGAAGGGGACAGAGACCUCUCGCAGAUAUGAAGGGGUGGUCCCCUCAAGUAGAGGGAUACAGAGCCUUUGGCCUUUCUCAGCUUUUGGGUGUGCAGAUCUUCCUGGUGAGGCUCCCGAGCAUCAUUCGGCGCCCAGCAUCCCGCUAGCCCGGAUCCUCCCGCGGGCGCGCACCGGGCUUAACUCAGGCUCAGACAUCUCCACUGCCCAGGGAUCACUGAGUGUGUGGAAGGCCGGCUGUCCCGGCGCCCUGCUUCGGCAUGGGUCCUGCCGUUGA
Molecule: messenger RNA, 303 nt
Organism: Rangifer tarandus platyrhynchus (Svalbard reindeer)
Lineage: Eukaryota; Metazoa; Chordata; Mammalia; Artiodactyla; Cervidae
Source: the annotation of a GenBank genome assembly